Messenger RNA from Bombina bombina (fire-bellied toad), 2137 nucleotides. RefSeq names its product iroquois homeobox 4 (gene IRX4). Gene Ontology annotation, molecular function: DNA-binding transcription factor activity, RNA polymerase II-specific; RNA polymerase II cis-regulatory region sequence-specific DNA binding. The transcript has 6 exons. The record is from RefSeq and is a predicted model, not a curated record. Gene Ontology annotation, cellular component: nucleus. The coding region runs from base 162 to 1673 and encodes 503 amino acids. Lineage: Eukaryota; Metazoa; Chordata; Amphibia; Anura; Bombinatoridae. Gene Ontology annotation, biological process: cell development; neuron differentiation; regulation of transcription by RNA polymerase II.
CGCGCAGGCAAGUGAGGAGCUCACAGGCACACGGUUUUAGCUGCGAUCUCAGCAUCUUGGAACCUGUGGUCACCAAUCAAUUGUUACAGAGGGAGAAAACCAAGAAAGGCACAGAUUAGACGUGCUCUUGUCUUACUUGGAAAUCUAGGAGCCUAUGUAUCAUGUCAUAUCCCCAGUUUGGAUACCCUUAUUCCUCAACACCCCAGUUCUUGAUGACUGCCAAUUCUUUAUCCACUUGCUGUGAAUCUAGUGGAAGAAGUCUUUCUGAUACAGCUGCUGCAGCCUCUGCUCAGACCCCAGUCUAUUGUCCCGUGUAUGAGAGCAGGCUCCUUGCUACAGCCAGACAUGAGCUCAAUUCUGCUGCUGCAUUGGGAGUAUAUGGGACCCCCUAUACAGGCGCCCAAGGUUAUGGGAACUAUGUCACUUAUGGCACUGAUGCAUCUGCCUUUUAUUCUUUGAAUACAUUCGAGUCAAAAGAUGGCACUGGAUCUGCGCAUGCGGGUAUUGCCCAGACUGCUGCUUAUUAUCCCUAUGACCAUACACUCAGCCAGUAUCAGUAUGACAGAUAUGGUACUAUGGAUGGAGGUACCCGCAGAAAGAAUGCCACUCGUGAAACCACAAGCACCCUGAAGGCCUGGCUGCAGGAGCACAGGAAAAACCCCUACCCCACGAAAGGCGAAAAGAUCAUGCUGGCCAUAAUCACCAAGAUGACUCUCACCCAGGUGUCCACGUGGUUUGCCAACGCCCGGCGGAGACUCAAAAAAGAGAACAAGAUGACCUGGCCUCCGAGGAACAAGUGCUCUGAUGAAAAAAGACCUUAUGGGGAAGACGAUGAUGAAGAAGAAGAAGACGAACCUCAGAAAGACAACAUCAAGAAUGAGAAAAAGAUCGAUGAUGAUGUUGCAGGAAGACAGGAUAAAGAGUUAGAAUUGAGCGAUCUGGAUGAUUUUGAUACAAUUGAAUCUGAAAGUUCCGAAUGCGAGUUAAAGCAACCAUUUCAUCACCAGACCCAAGAAGGACAUCAGAUGAGGUCAAGAGAUUGUGUCAAUGACCACUGUAAGGAUGUGAUCCUAAAGAUGCCUGUGGGAACUUCAAAUGUUGAACUAGAGCUUGAUAGAGCUAAAAACUGCCUUAAAAAUGUGGUUGAUGAAUGUGAACAAGACUUAAUGAGAGUGAGACAAAGAGGUUGUGAAACCAAAAUGUGCUUCCAACAGCAAAGUCAACAAAUUAUGGAUUCCAAACCAAGGAUAUGGUCUUUGGCUCACACUGCUACCUCUUUAAAUCAAACUGAGUAUCCAUCUUGCAUGUUAAAACACCAAGGAGUGUCUUCUCCUUCCUCUUCUUCGUCCUCAUCAUCAUCUUCCUCAGCUGUUUCUACUCCAGUCUGUGUUAUUGACAGACGUCAGGAUUCUCCAGUGACCAGUCUCAGAAAUUGGGUUGAUGGUGUUUUUCAUGACCCACUCUUUAGACAUAGUACUUUGAACCAGGCACUGACCAACACCACUGUUUCAUGGGCCUCAACAAAGGGUACCAUUCUGGAAACUGGCUCCUUAGGACGUUCAAUCGGAAACCCUGCAAAUAUGAUUAAGGGACAACUGGCUAACCUACCCCACGACACAAAUAAGGAGUUUAUUGCAUUCCCUAAAACUGGAAGCAAGAUGUUUUGCUCCUAACACAUUAAAACUAUUGUAGAUGCUGGGAAAACAUAUCUGGCAUGGAACAUUUCAAACAAAGGAGUUUUUGACAUAAAUCUUUAAUUAAAUGACAAACAUUUUAAAUUCUGUUAAGGAAAAUCAUUAUUAUUGUUUAAGUUAUCUUUUCUUAAAGAGUUCUGUGUUGUGGACGUUAUUUAAUUCUAUAGCUAAAAGCACGGACGAUUUUUUAUGUGUUGGAGUAAUUACAGUUUACAACCAAAAGUUUACAAAAAGGAUUAAUGGAUUGGUAUAUAAAAUAAAUUAUUUAAUAAGCAUGCUAAAUUAGUUAAUGAAACAUUGAAGCAUUUUAUUGAGGUUUUAUUGUUAGUGUUACACAUGCAGCACUUCUACCGAGUUUACACAAAUGCACAUUGGAAUUAAUUGGCAAUCCUAUUUCUUCAUUCAAAUAAAUUGUCUGUUUCAUAGGCAAAAAAAAAAUCAAA